CAAAUAUCGGAAGUGCGGUUGUUUACGGAAUCAGGAGAAGCGCAGCGGUAAACAUUUUGUAACGUUAGGGUACAUCUUAAGCUGGUGAAUUACUUUUGUUACGAAAACCAUAUUUCACUUAAGCUACCUUAUUUGUGUGACGAACGUGGUACAUUAUCUUUCGGAUAUUUGCUUUUCAAACUGUGUUCGGAAUCUCUAACUGAAUGAAACUAGUGCGAUAAGCUAGUUGGCUAACAUUGGCAUCACAGGUGACCACACAUCCCGUUUAACAGCAGCUUUGGUGUCAUGGAACUAACCAAGCUGUAACUGUAGACUGCUCAGAUUUAUGUCUACAACGUGUUUGACUACGCUGAGAAUCAAAUUAAAGAAACUAGCACAUCCACCGUAGAGAGCGUUAGCUUUAGCCAACAAAUGCUCUGCUGCAAGCUUUGUGGUGCCACUUGAAGGUUUCCUCAUAUUCAGCUGACUUGAAGGAAUACCGUUGAGUCCAGUUGUCAGAUAGUAUAAUGGCCGAGACUAUGAUAACGUUCCAGUCCCAACUUUCUGGUGUCAUGGAAACCGUCUUCAAGGCUGCCAUGUAUGAGAUCACCCGGCUGGUGGAGGAUAGUUUUUUGGAAGAGGUAACGCGGUGCAGGGAGCAGGUCGAGUCCCUGAAGAGGCGGCUGAAGUGGUCGGAGAGUCGACGCAAAGAAAGAGAAGGAGACCGGAGGGGGAGAUGCAUUGACUGCGGGAGAGUCGGGAUGUCAGAUGAGGACAGAUCCAGAGCGACCGACAAAAAUCUGAAACAGGAGUGUGUGCUACAAGAAGAGAUGCAUGGUUCCCAAAGCACAGAUGGAGAAACAGCUAGUCACGAAGAAGAAGAGGCAAAACCAGAGGCUCACAGUGCCAUGAAGGCAACACAGUCACCAGAUGUACAAGGUGAAAAAUUUGAUCGACUCCUCAAGGAAGAAGCUCUUCGGAUCACACCGGAAACCAGUGACAUGCAAGGGUGGGGUGUCAGUUUAGAUGAAACAGAAACAUCAGGGCUGCCAGGACCCAGUAAACACUUCACUGACCAGAAGCUCCCAAAGUGCCAUGUGAACUGGGAAACUGGCUUCCACCAGAGACAAGAAUCAAGCCAGGAUGGACACCCAGGUGACCCAUCUGAACCUAUUUUCCAAAACCGGUAUGCCAUGGAGGACUUAGGCGACUUUGAAAAGAGUGGCUAUGGAGACAGCAACAUGAUAGACAUGGGUAACUUUGAUGGGUUACGAGAUUCACCGUCCCACCUGGGCGAAGAUCUUAAUUACGUGGGGCACUAUAAUGAGGAUGUGGAAGCACCAGAAGAAGCUGAGCAUCAGGCUUACCAAACAGGUGCCCCACGGAAUAAAAGAGGUGCAGCCAGUUCACCUACAGGUUCACCCUCCAGGACUAACAUUAAUGUGGGUGGAGAGUUCAGCUGUUUACUGAUUAAUGAGGAAGGGUAUCUGCAGGACCCGAAUGCUUUGUACCCCGAACAAGUGUCUGGUGAUUCAGGUAACAGAUUGAGCUUUCGGGGUCAGGGCAUUCGUAUCGACCCGUCUCUAGACAGCACAGAGGGUAUGUAUGGGCCCUCAGCUACAUACAGUGAUACUUUAAAUGUGGGUGAGAGAUUGCAGCAUCAGGUAGCGGGGAGAGCAUUACGGAGGCACACCUGUAACCAGUGCUCCAUGUCCUUCCCUGAUUCUGCUUCCCUGAAGACCCACAAACAGACACACAAAGGCAGCGCACAAGGGCCGCCAUACUCCUGCAACCAGUGCGGAAAGACCUUCACUCAAGCUUGUAACCUCAAAGUCCACCAGAGAAUUCACUCAGGGCAGGGGCUCCACCUCUGCAGCCACUGUGGAAAAGGUUUCCCUUCCUUUUCGGACCUAAAGUCACACAAAUGUGGCCAAACGGGCGACAAACCUUACAGCUGCACCGUAUGCGGGAACAAGUUCAGCCGCCUCUGGAAUCUGAAGUUGCAUCGGAGAAUUCACACCCAGGAGAAACCUCAUCGGUGCAACAUGUGCGAUAAGAGCUUCACUAGAGCAGACAUAUUGAAGGUUCACCAGCGCACCCACACAGGGGAAAGACCGUACUGCUGCGCUGUUUGUGGCCUCAGCUUCAAACGCCUGGAUCAUCUCAAAUCACAUCAACGGAAACACAUGACAGAUCUUUAGUACUACAAGGAAAGAGCAUCAGAGAAUUUAUUAUUGUUUGUGCUUUUAGGAGGUUUUAAAAUUAAUGUUUGUAUUUGUGUGCCACGGAUAUGUCGCAUACAUUUUAUGUUCUCAGUUAUUAUUUAAGAACUUUUAUGUUCCUAUGAAAAAUUUAAGACAAAGAAAGCACCAAAUAUCACAUUUCUCAUGCUUAUUUGUAUCCAAAUACUGCUGCAUAUUUUUUACUUAUAAAGUGCUGGCUUUGGAUAAAUUUGACAGAAAAGUAAGCAACAUUAUCCUUGUGAUUACACAACUGAUUCAAAAUAAAGCUGACUUUAGACACUA
This is a messenger RNA of Amphiprion ocellaris (clown anemonefish), 2504 nucleotides long. RefSeq lists its product as uncharacterized. The record is from RefSeq and is a predicted model, not a curated record. Bases 507 to 2180 code for a protein of 557 amino acids. Gene Ontology annotation, molecular function: RNA polymerase II cis-regulatory region sequence-specific DNA binding; DNA-binding transcription factor activity. The transcript is spliced from 4 exons. Gene Ontology annotation, biological process: regulation of transcription by RNA polymerase II. NCBI's taxonomy places the organism in Eukaryota, Metazoa, Chordata, Actinopteri, Pomacentridae.